CAAGGAAGCGCAUAUGCGUGCUGCUAUUUGCUAGUAAUGCCGACAUCUAAGGGAGGAGAGCGCCGUGAAACAGAAAGCUGAAAAAAGCAAACACUGAGGAUUCAGGCACCCCGCUGACAGCUAGCUGCCGUUUAGCUCUGACAAAAAGCCAAGGACAGCAGCACGAUGUCAGACCAUGUUGGUUGCCUAAUUCACCUUACGUGCCAGUUUCAGUGACAACCUUGUCUAAACCGCUGUGCACUGCCUGUGCGUGAAAUUGAACUCCCUUCUUGUGGAAAGUAGUUUAAGGGCGGACCAUUGGCUGAAUCCCAAAGAAAAAGGUGUGUUUUUUUUUCUUUACCUGAGCUGGCGUGUCCUGACAGUUUGCCUGCUCUGUCCUCUCGGGACUCAUGUUUCUUCCCCAUCCACGGAUGAUCUUAAGAGCUACGCUUGAAGGAAACGCUCACCAAAAUGAUUUUAGAGGGUGACUUGGAGAGCAAUCGCUGAAUCCCUGCUCUUCUACCUCCCAUCACCCACACACCCCUUUUUCCAGUCCCUGGAAUCUCACCAUGUUGGAAGGUUUGGUUGCCUGGGUACUCAACACCUACUUGGGCAAAUAUGUCAGCAACCUUAACACUGACCAGCUCUCCAUUGCUCUACUCAAAGGGGCAGUUGAAUUGGAAAACCUUCCCCUUCGAAAGGAUGCUCUUAGAGAGUUUGAUCUACCUUUCGAGGUCAAAGCAGGUUUCAUUGGGAAGAUCACCCUCCAGAUCCCAUUCUACCGGCCUCACAGUGACCCCUGGGUCAUCUGCAUGUCCCAGCUGCACCUGAUCGUUGGCACAGCCCACCCCCAGGAGUAUGAGGAGGAGAGGGAGCAGGAGGCAGAGCGGGAGUACAAGAAGAAGCUUCUCCAGGCCCUGGAGGAGAAAUGGAAGAGCGAAUGCCAACAGAAAGGAGAGUCCUACUGGUAUUCAGUCACUGCAUCUGUGGUUACUAGAAUUGUGGAGAACAUUGAGCUGAAGAUACAGGGUGUUCACCUGAGAUUUGAGGAUGAGUCUUCCAACCCGGAGAAACCUUUUGCGUUUGGUGUGUGCAUUAAGAGUGUAUCAGCGCAGAAUGCAACCAAAGAACCGGCCCAGAAGUUGCUGCGACAGAAGCGGCUGGAGAUUGAGGAGUUCAGUGUGUACUGGGAUACCGAAUGCGUCAUGCUGGGUAACCUCCCUCCAUCAGAGAUUCAGGAGGCGAUGGCCAAAUGCAUGCAGAGCCGUGAGCACCAGUACGUCUUUGAGCCUGUGUGUGCCUCAGCUCUGCUUAGAAGAAAUGCAUCCAAAGAACCCCUGCGUUCCCGUCACAACCCACGCAUCGAAGGCCAGGUCCAGCUGGAACCUCUGUCCCUCCGUCUUUCGCAGGUACAAUACCAGCAGAUCAUGGCUUUCCUCAAGGAACUUGACCGGAGAGAAAGAGAAGUGCUGUUUCGCCAAUGGAAGCCUAAAGUCCCAGUGAUGGGGAACUGCCGGGAAUGGUGGUUGUUUGCCAUCAAUGCCAACUUGAGUGCGAUCCGGGAACAAAGGCGUCGCAGUAACUGGGACUUCGCCCUGCGGAGGGCAUGUGAUGCCCAGCUGUACACCAACCUGUACUUCCAGAGGCUGAAGGGAGUCGGUCUGAGCACCGAGGAGGAGGAGGAAUUGGAGCGGGUGGAGAAUGAGCAGAGCCUGGAAGAGCUUAAGUGCUUGCGAGAGAUUGUCCACGACCGCUUCCGCAAGCAAGAAGAGAUAGCAGAGAGCGUGCGGGAGUCCAUCUCUGAGCCCCCCAGCCGGUCUCCUUCUGGAUCCAUCCCCAAGAGUGGCAGCACAGGCAUGAUCCAGUACCUGCAGUCCUGGUUUCCAGGGUGGGGUGGCUGGUAUGGCGAGUCUCAGAGUCCUGAGCCAGGCGUGGAGGGCCCGGGCGUGGUGCCUGAAGGGCUGCUUCCUGGCCAAGAGACGUGGGACAUACUGGCGGAUACAGAAGAACUCUUUGACCCUCUCGAAGACUCCCAAACUCUGAACAGCGUCACUCGGAGGGACCAUCUCUUUGCACGGUUGGACUUCCUGCUGGAGAAGGGAGAGAUCACCCUUCUCCACCGGGACAGGAGGAGCCUCUUGCCCCAGGAAACUGGAUUCAUCCAGUUGGAGUUUUCAGGGGUGAAGAUUGGAGUGGAGUCUCUUCCUCGCACUGAGUCCUCACUGCUUUCCGUUAAGCUUGAGGGGCUGUUUCUCAGAGACCUUGCCACACAGGGCACCAUCUUCCCUUUCCUUGUGUCCCCUAAGCAGAACAAGGUUGUUGGGGCAUUCAAUCAACCGUUUGGCCCAGCUAGUGGUUCAGAUGUUCCUGUAUCAGCCCCAGAUGUGGAGACUACAACGCCCCCUGUCUUUGAAAUGAUUUAUGAGCGCAACCCAGCAAGAAACAACUUUGAGAGGCGCCUUGAGGUCACCACGAGUCCUCUUAACAUCAUCUACAGCCCACAGGCAAUCAAGAAGGUGGCUGACUUUUUCUACAAAGGUCGAGUCCACACUUCAGGAUUUGGAUAUCAGUCUGAGUUGGAGCUCAGGGUAGCAGAGGCAGCCAGGAGGCAGUACAACAAGCUGAAGAUGCAAACAAAAGCUGAGAUCCGGCAGACAAUUGAUCAGCUCCUUGUGGGAGAGUUUAUCGAAAAUAGUAAGCGCUGGACCCUGAAGCUGGAUAUAUGCGCUCCUCAGGUGAUCUUUCCUGAUGAUUUCCAGUCCAAAGACCCCAUGUUGGUUGUAGUGGAUUUGGGGAGAAUUCUUCUCACCAACUCACAAGAAGACCUCAAAACAAAGUCGAGGAUAACCCCGAUGGAAGGAGAGGAGUUUAGUGACGAUGAGUACCAGACACCUUUAGCUACACCCCCAGGAUCUCCUCCCCCUGAGCCAGAAAUAGAGGUCAAAGAUGAAGGCAAAAGUCCUGACCACUCCACGUUGGAACUGGCUGAGAAAUUUCCUCCAUAUUGUUGGAACCUGUAUGAGAAAUACUCCCUGUCUUUUUUAGACCUUCAAAUUAUGGUUGGUCAUUACAAGGACAAUUGGAAGCACCUACAGGAGAGUGAGGUAGGGCCCACACAUGUGGUGGAGAAAUUCAACGUCUUACUACAGCUUGAACAGCGGCUUCGCUACACUUCAGAUCCUCAGCUUCCUGGGGCCGUACUAUCAGGGACCCUCCCUGAUCUCAAAGUGCAUAUCAACCUGGAGAAGGUGGCAGCCCUUCGGAGUUGUCUGGCCCGUUUGAACAGUCCAGACACACAAGAAAUAGGUUCAGCAAAAACUGGAGACAGCAAUAAGUCUUCUGAUCCUUUGUUUUUGCGUCAUGAGAGAAUCUUCCAGAAGGAUGAAAACCAGUGGAAGAUGCAGGGAUCAACCAAGAACCUUACCCAGAGCGUCAUGACUCUUGAGCAGCACACCAGAGAAGUCCUGGUGGAGUCUAGACUUCUCCUUGCCGAGUUCAACAUCAACUAUAUGCAGCUAGGUGUGGAGAGUGGUGGCCGUUACAUCUCUGUUUUAAAAGUCUUUGGAACUAAUGCCCACUUUGUGAAGCGGCCCUAUGAUGCUGAAGUCUCUCUCACUGUCCAUGGACUCCUCUUGGUGGACACCCUCCAAACAUAUGGAUCUGAUUUUGACCUCUUGGUGGCUUCUCACAAGCAUCUCAGCUUUGAUGUCCCUACUGGCAUCCUCCGGGAGAGUCAGCCACAGUCCCCUGUUACCCCUGACUCAAAAGCACCGGAUUCAUCUGCUAUUCAUGGUAGUUUCCCUCCUGGCGUCUCCUUUGAUAAGAUCUCACCUCUUCCUUCUGUCUUUAAGAACGAGGAAGCUCUCAUCAAAUUGGAGUACCAAUUUGUUAGUUCCGACUGCCCAUCUAUGAACCUGGACAGUUCCCUUCAAGUGACCACCGUGCAAGUAAACAACCUGGAUAUUAUCUUAAAUCCAGAGACGAUGGUGGAGCUUCUUAAAUUCCUCCAGAAGUCGUUUCCCAGAGAGAAGGAGGAAAACAACUGGAGUUAUUUUGCCCAGCAGCAGUUACCUCAGCCUCAUAUUGAUGGUAUGGGUCCAGAAGAGGUCUUCCAGUCUACAUAUGACCAGAACACAGAGGUGACUGUGGAAAUUCACAGGCUGAAUGUACUGCUCCUUCGUACUGUGAUCACAGGUGCCGUGCUAGGUGGAGAGAAGAAAGGGAUGAAGAUUGCCACAGCUAGUGUGAAUGGGACAAAAGUGAAUGUCUCCAUGGGAGGCCGACUGGAUGUCAAUGGGUCCCUUGGAUCCCUACAGCUGGUGGAUUUGACUCAGGAAGGUGGCAAAAGUCAAUUUGUCAUCAGCAUUGGAAAUGUGGAAAAUGCUUCGAAUUUUCCAGCGAUGGAUUUCUUUGACGUUGCUGGCACACCCUCGGAAGCCUUGAGGUUUCAUCUUCUGGAAAGGACACGGGAAGAAUGCUCACUUGAGCUUCAAAUGGCUUCCUUGCACUACAACCAUUCUGCCAAGUUCCUCAAGGAGCUCAGUCUGUCUGCCAAUGAGGUGGAGGACAACUUCCGGUCCAUGUUGAAGAGUGCAGCCUCUAAAGUGUCCACUGUGCUAGUCUCCAAAACUGCAGAGUACAGUGGCAUGGUCUCUCUUUUUGAGACCCCAUUGAAGAAGACCAGAGGGAGCUUCCCUUUUGAAGACGAUGAACUUGAGGAAACCGAGGAGGAGCCCAAGUUGGAUGCCUUCACUGUCAAGCUUAUUCUCAAUGUCAGUAUUGAUUCACCUGUGGUUUCCAUUCCACGAAAGCCAGGCCACUCAGAGCUUUUGGUGGGACACUUAGGGAGCAUCACCAUCCGGAACUUUGUGGCUGGUCAAGACAGCUCAGAGGGAAACAGGCUACAGGUAGAAGUUAGAGACAUUAGGCUUUACUCCCUUAACACCAGCCACCUGGACUUGCGUAAGGCUCCUUGUGGUGACCGCAGCCUGUCUUCCAGCUCCGCUUCCCACAAUGGCAGUAUCAAUCAGGAGGAGCCUCAGUUCACCCGCCAUGACUUUUUUGAGUCACUGAACCUUGGAAAAGCCUUUCACAUAUUGAAAGACACCACCAUCCAAUUCACCCUAGAGAAAGUCCCCAUUGAUGAAGACUCGCAGCUUUCCUUCCUGUCCUCUGAAGAGUCCUUUCGUAGCACAGGCCUGCUAAAAAUAGAGGGGAAAUUUGUCAAUACUGUGCAGGUGUCACUUGCGAAGCCUGUUUAUGAGCAGGUCCUCCAGACCUUGGACAAUCUCACCUUCACUGAGGACCAUCGAGCGACACCCAGCCAGCCCCCCACCCCUCCGCCCCCCACGCCUUCCUGCUCCAAACCGCUUCGCUUUCCUGACCCCCAGGGGGGGCUCUUCGCACGAGACCCCCCCUCCACAGGCCUGUCCUAUUCCUCCCUGUCCACCCCCACGCCUCUCCGACCUCUCUCCCCUCCCAGGCAGCCCCCCUCCUUCACACAGAUCAGGGCCACCUUCCGGGUGGCACAACUCCAAGUGCAGCUGAGCGCCGACCUCAGUCGGGGAUCCCAGGGGCUAGUCAGCCUCUGCUUUCAGGACUUGGAAGGAGAGUUUACUAAAGAUCACCCCCAGUCCUUGGCGGUGCAGCUGACCUUACGCUCUCUGCUGAUGGAAGACCUUUUGGAACCCAACCCCGAUUCCAAAUACAAACAUCUCAUGGUAUCCCGGGGAGCCCCAAAACCCUCUACCUUCAGUCCCAAGGAGUACCUCUCGCAGUCUUGCCCAUCACCUUCCAAUGCUCAGUUCCCAGACAUGCCGCGCUCCCUUCCAGCCCAGAUGGAAGAGGCCCAGAAUGUGUUCCAGUUCUACCAGAGGCACCCCAGCACCCCAGCCGCUGGGACAAGAAAGAAUAAGGAGACUCGGGCUUGUCCGAGCACCCCACCACCCUCCCCCUCCCGCAACACUCCUUCCCCUCAUCCUGAGCCUCCCUUUGAUGACUCGCUGGUCCACAUUAACAUCCUUCUGGUGGACAGGCACCAUCCAGAGUUCCAGAGCCGCUAUGGGAGCAUUGGUCGCAGUGUGGACGUGGACUUCAACUGCUUGGACGUCCUCAUCACCCUGCAGACCUGGGUGGUCAUCCUGGAUUUCUUUGGUAUCGGCUCCACCGCCAACAACCACGCCCUGAAAGUGCCAGCUUUUUCCCCCCAGCCCAUGCCUGGGCAUCCUCUGUUCUGCCCCUACUCUACAGCUCCCUGCGACGAAGUAUCCGCUGAUGAUGAGGAGGAAGUGGAGAAGAAGGUCAACACCAAGGUGGAUCUAAAGGUCCACGCGCUCUCUCUUGUCCUGAAUAAGAAGACCAAUGAGCUUGCCAAGGCCAGUGUCUCCAAACUGUCUGCCCACCUGGAAAUGAUUGAUGGAGACCUGGUGCUGCAGGGGAGUCUGGGAAGCCUGUCUCUGAGUGACUUGACUCCUCAUGGGGAUUUGUACAGGGAGCGCUUCACUACGCGAGGGGGCGAGGCACUUGUCUUUGACAUCUACAAGUAUGGAGAUCCCGACCCCUAUCUGCAGCGAGAGUGUGAUAUGAAAGUGUGCUUGCAGAUGGCAUCAGUGCAGUACGUCCACACCCAGCGCUUCCAGGCUGAGGUGGUGGCUUUCAUCCAACACUUCACUCAGCUGCAAGAUGUCCUUGGCAGGCAGAGAGCAGCAGUGGAAGGCCAGGCUGUGCGCGAGCGGCCACAGCGUGCCAGCCGGGUGCUGCUGGACAUUCAGGCAGGCGCCCCCGUGCUCCUGAUCCCCGAGAGCGCCCGCUCGCCCCGGCUCAUCGUGGCCAACCUGGGCCAGCUGCGGGUGCGCAACUGCUUCCUGCGGGCCGGCUCCCGGGGCACCUUCUCCCUGCGAGACAAGGAUCGAGACAAGAACCCUGAGAAGACGGGUAGUGAGGAGGGCCCAGCUGGCAAGGCUGGGGGGCCACGCAGCUGCAGUAGUGUGGGCUCCAGCUUCUCACUGGGCCUGGGGCGAAUGCCUGAGGUUGAAGUUCCAGAGAGUCCGGAUGACUAUGUCUGCCUAUUGGACUGUAUUGUGUUGGACCUGCAAGAGAUGGACAUCUUUGCAGCAGAGCGUCUGUCUCGAGAGGUGUGGGAGAGCAAGGAGCAUCCCGACACUGACCUGCUCUUCCCUUCCUACGCUGUGCGCCGCACCGGGGGCAACCUGCUGAAGGACCGCUGCCAGCUGAAGCUGCAAGUGGAGAGAAACCUGGACAAGGAGCUAAGCCAUGCUGUGCCAGACAUGUCCAUCCACGGCAGUCUGUCCUCUGUCCACUGCUCCCUUGACCUGGAGAGAUACCGGCUUAUCCGUGGACUGCUGGAGAACAACCUCGGAGAGCCUGUGGAGGAGUUCCUCAGACCCUACAACCUGCAGGACCCUAGCACCUAUACGGUGCUUAGCGGAGAAGUGUUUACGGGGUUGUCACUUCUAGUUGACAUGAUGAACGUCAGUCUGGAGUUGCUUGAUACAUCUGAUAGUGCUGGCAACACCCGCCCACUCGCCAGGUUUGACUUCAUGAAAUCCAAGCUGCUCUUUGAAAGCUUCUCCAACGGGACCAAGUCUGUGAACUUGGUGUCUCACUCUCUCCUGGCGUACGACACACGCUGCAGAGGGCACGGCACCAGCACAGCUCAGAAACAAAACGUUUUUGAAUGCAUCCUCCAGCCCUCCAAAGCUGGCACCAACCGAGCCUCCCUUCAGAUGGAACUGCACUUCAGGUCUACCCGAGACUCCUCCUGUUUCACGGUGGUCCUCAACAACCUGCGCGUCUUCCUCAUCUUUGACUGGUUGAAGCUGGUCAGGGACUUCCUGCGCACCCCUGGGGAGAAAGGUGCCGCCCCCCCCCGCCAGCGCUGCCCCAGCGGCAGCAGUGACCCCGGAGGAGCAGGUGCCGUCAUGCCCAAGACGGUGAAGACUGGGGUGGUGACCAAGCGCUCCACCGUGCCCGUCACUCAGGAGCAUUACUUUGAGGUCAAGAUCAAUGUGACAGGGACGGAGUUUGUGGUAGUGGAGGACUCCUCUUGCCUAGACACCAAUGCCAUUAUCCUGAAAGGCACAACUGUCCUGACUUAUAAGCCCCGGCUAUCUGAUCGCCCCUUCUCUGGCAGCCUGGCAGGUAUUGAGGUGUUCUCAUGUCGGCUGGGCAGUGAGCAGGAGACGGCGCUGUCGAUCAUAGACCCUGUCAACGUGCAGGUGGAGCUGUCUGGAAGCCCCACCUAUCAGAGCAGCUCGGGGCUCCUGGAUGCUUUCAACAUGGACGACUUCCCUCCACUGCUCGAGAUCCAGUUCCCAGCCCUUGAUAUCCGACUCUCCUAUAAUGACGUCCAGCUGUUUCUGGCCAUUGCCAAAUCUAUCCCCACCUCCGGCUCGUCAGAUUCCAAUGAUCCGGCCCUCACCUCCAAGACGGAGACAACCAAGGCCAGCCCGGGCCCAGCCACAAGCCAGAAGGACCUCUUCAGACACAAGACAGAGGCUUUAAUUGAGGGCCAGCUGGCACGUUUACAGGAUCUGGGCUUCAGAAGAGAAGAUUGUAGGCGUGCACUCAUCCAGAGUAAAGGCCAGCUGGACCAGGCCGCCACAUGGCUCUUGGAGAAUGCAGAGGUGGUGACAUCACGGCAGGGAGGCAGGGCUGACUGCGACUCUUCCAGCCCCGUCGCGCCACCCCUCUCUGGGCUGGAGGUGAAGGCGGAGAGCGUGUGCAUCUGCUUUAUCGACGACUGUCUGGACUGCGACGUUCCGCUGGCCGAACUCACCUUCUCCCGGCUGUAUGUGUUGCAGCGUAUCGGAUCCAAUCCUGAAGGUAGCGCCAGUUUCACAGUGUCUGGAGAUUACUACAACCGUGAGCUCUCUGGCUGGGAACCAUUCAUUGAACCUUGGCCUUGCUUUCUUACCUGGCAACAACAGGCUGCAGGACGCUUGCAUCCACCCCGUCUGAAACUGGGAAUCAGAGCCAAACCGCGACUGGACAUCAACAUCACCUCAGUCUUGUUAGAGCAAUACAGGACCACUAAGACUUCCUGGCUGGCUGAUUACUGUAAAGAGGAAGAGAAGGGGCAGUCGGCCCAGAACUCUGCGGCCUUGUCCUGGAUGGGCUCAUCAGUGGACCCCCCUUCCUUCAGACAGAGUCUUCCACUUGUCUACCUUAGAACUAGGAGCACAGCCAGCUUGACUAACCUUGAGCAGCAGAUUCAUGCCAGAGCGGAUGUGAAAAUGUCAAAGAGGAGGCAGCCAUUCGUACCCUAUGCUCUGCGGAACAACACUGGCUGCACCAUGUGGUUCGCCACCCUCACAACUACCCCUACGAGGGUGGCGCUGUCUCACAGCGGGAGUAUGGAUUCCAUCUCUGAUGCACAUGGGACAGGGUUGGAUGACACCCAUAAUGUGAGCCAGUGGCGCGAGGUCCUGCCAGGAGAGGAGAUUCCUUUUGUGUUUCAGGCCAGAGAAAAACUGAGACACAGACACACCCAUGAGCUGAAGUUGCACCAGCUGCUGGUUCGGGUCGGGGGAUGGGAGCAGGUGAAGCCGGUGUCUGUGGACAAAGUUGGGGUGUUUUUCCGAUAUGCUGCUCCUGAUCGCAACAAUCCCUCCAAUACGGUUGGGAGCCCUGUCAGUCGAACCAAUAUCAUUCACCCCCAUGUCUACUUCUCAGCUCUGCCCCCAGUGAGAGUGGUCUUCUCCAUCACUAUGGAAGGCAGCGCUCGCAAGGUGAUCACUGUGCGCUCUGCACUGAUGGUUAAGAACCGACUGGAGGUUCCUAUGGAGGUCCGUCUGGAUAGUCCAUCAGCGCCAGAUAAGCCUGUGGUGCUUCCGCCCAUCCUGCCUGGUGACUCCCUGGCUGUGCCUCUGCAUCUGACCUCCUGGAGGCUGCAGGCCCGUCCCAAAGGCCUGGGGUUCUUCUUCUGCAAGGUGCCCAUCCACUGGACCAGCGUGGAGCGGCCCGGUGAAGUCAGCAGCACCAAGAGGGAAUGCCACUCUGUUGACUUUGAGGAGCACCUCAAGCGUAGUUUCAGGUUCUGUGUCGUAAUAAAGAAAGACAACUACCCUGACCAGCAACCUGCCAAGACAGCGUCAGGUGGCUCCAAGCAGAUCUAUCGUCAGCCAGGCCACACAAUCUACCUGCUCCCCACUUUAGUGCUGGUAAACCUGCUGCCCUGUGAUCUCAUCUACUACAUUAAGGGCACGCCCAUCAAGGGCUCCAUGAAACCUGGCAAGGAAGCUGUCCUGCAUGCUGCCGACACCUCUCAGAACAUUGAACUGGGGGUAUUGCUGGAGAAUUUUUCUGUGUGUAAGGAGUUAUUGAUACCUCCUGGCACCCAGAACUAUGUGGUACGAAUGCGGCUGUAUGAUACCAGCAAACGGCUGCUGUGUCUGACCAUUCGCAUAGUCUUCCGUGCACAGGGGGCGCUCAAGAUCCUCAUGUCUGCACCCUACUGGCUCGUCAAUAAGACUGGACUGCCACUCAUUUUUCGCCAGGACAACGGGAAGACAGACGCAGCUGGGCAGUUUGAAGAGCAUGAGAUGGCACGCAGCCUCAGCCCACUACUGUUCUGUUAUCCUGACAAAGAGCAGCCCAGCAUGUGUACCAUGCGCAUCGGGAAGGGUAUUCACCCCGAGGGUGUGCCAGGAUGGUGCCAGGGCUUCUCUCUGGAUGGGGGAAGUGGAGUUAGAGCUGUCAAGGUGAUCCAGCAUGGGAACCGACCAGGACUCAUCUACAACAUUGGUAUCAAUGUGAGGAAGGGUAAAGGUCGCUACAGAGACACCCACAUUGUGACCUUUGCCCCUCGCUACCUGCUCGACAACAAGUCCUACCACAAGCUGGCCUUCUCUCAGCGCGAGUUUGCCCGAGGAAAGGGCACCGUCAAUCCCGAUGGCUAUAUCUCUACACUUCCAGGCUCUAGCGUAGUCUUUCACUGGCCCAGGAACGACUAUGACCAACUCUUGUGCGUGCGGCUGAUGGACGUCCCAAACUGCACCUGGUCUGGAGGGUUUGAAGUUAACAAGCCCAAAUCCUUCCAUGUCAACAUGAGGGACACUCUGGGAAACUGCUUCUUCCUGCGAGCAGAGAUCACCCUGAAGGGGGCGACGUACCGCAUCUCCUUCAGUGACACAGACCAGCUGCCCCCACCUUUUCGCAUUGACAACUCAUCUGAGGUGCCUAUCCAGUUCUGGCAGCAUGGGGUGGCUGACCUGCGCUUGCACACCGAGGUUAAGGCUGGGGCAAAGCUGGACUAUGCCUGUGACGAGCCCACCCUGCCUCCCUUCCUCAGCCUCACUGUCAAGGGGGCUGGAUCCUCUGAGGUCACUGCCGACAUGAACAGUUUCCGGGAGUACAACAAGCUGUACUAUGAGAACUUCAUCUACAUUGCUGCAGCCUACACGUUUUCCAAGAGCCCAGAGGAAGGAAAAAGGCCUGUGGGGAUGAAAAGGGAUAUUCGCUGUGCUGAACUGGUGCUUGAUGUUGAAACAAAGACCCAGAGAGUCAUUCUCAAGAAAAAGGAGCCUGGGAAGCGAUCUCAGCUGUGGCGCAUGACCGGUACCGGAAUGCUGUGUCAUGAAGGCUCCUCCUCCCCUCAGAGUAAACCCGCCCAGCCGCGCCCCCUCGAGUCCUCCCUUGUUCUGGACAUCGCCGGAUUGGCCGCUGUCACCGACAACAGUUACGAGCCUCUCAUGCUGAGGAGACCGGAUUCUCGGCGCAGCACCACCCAGACGUGGCACUUUAGCUCAGGGAUGUUGACCUGUGGGCUUCCUAGACUGGUAGUGCAGGUUAAGGCUGGGGUGUCAGGGCUGUAUGAUGGGGCAGAGGUAGUCCUGGGCCCUGAUUCAGGUCUCCUUAAUUCGGCCCCAGAACAGCAAUUCAUUAAUCAGAAAAUGCGACCUGGAUCAGGGGUGCUGUCCGUGCAGGUUCUUCCUGAUGGACCAACUCAAGUAUUGCAGAUCAGCGACUUCAACCAGCGCAGAGCAAACCGCACUCCCCCUGGUCUAGAGGAAGGUCUGGAGAGAGAUGCUGAGCAGGGGAGGCCCACCGAGCAGGAACUGGAGGUGGAGGUGAAGUUAGAGGAAGGGGUGGGUCUCUCUUUGGUCAACAAGCUGCCAGAGGAGCUGGUAUUUGCCACACUGUCAGGCAUCGAUGUCCAUUUCACUCGCACCACUGCAAGCCAAGUGCUGGAGCUCAAUAUAAAUAAUAUCCAGGUGGACAACCAGUUGUUGGGAACGACCCACAAUGUGAUGUUGUGCGUCACUCCGACUCCCAGUGAUAUUGUAACCACUGACACUGGACCAGCCCUGCAGAUUAAUGCCAUGAAAGUUCCAAGUAAACUACAGCUCACAGAGCUCUUCAAGCAUUUGAUGGUGACAGCCCGCCGUUUUACAGUCAUAAUUGAAGAGAAACUCUUGCUGAAGUUGCUCAGUUUCUUCGGUUAUGGACAGUCUGAAUCAGAAGUGGAGAAGCUGGAUGAGAAUCUGUAUGACAAGGCAACUGAGGAUGAAGGGGCUAAAAAGCACUACUACUUUGAGAACCUGAAGAUCAGUCUGCCACAAGUCAAGCUGAGUGUCUUCACCUCCCACAAACUAUCUCCAGAGCUUAAGGCACUGAAGGGCACCCUUGGGUUCCCACUGAUCCGUUUUGAAGAUGCAAUCAUCAAUAUGGAUCCCUACACUAGAGUGCACCCUUACGAAACCCAGGAGAUCAUCAUCAAUGACAUCCUCAAACACUUCAAAGAGGAGCUGAUUGGCCAGGCAGCUCAGAUCCUGGGCUCCGUAGAUUUCUUGGGGAACCCCAUGGGCCUACUCAAUGACGUCUCCGAAGGCGUCUCCGAGCUCAUCAAGUACGGCAACGUGGGGGGCCUGAUUCGCAACGUCACACAUGGGGUCUCCAACUCGGCUGCCAAGUUUGCAGGGACCCUGUCAGAUGGGCUGGGUAAGACCAUGGACAACCGCCAUCAGACAGAGCGAGAGUACAUCCGUUACCAUGGCGCCACGAGUGGAGAGCACCUCGUGGCAGGGAUUCAUGGGCUAGCUCACGGUAUCAUAGGCGGUUUGACCAGUGUCAUUACCUCAACUGUGGAGGGGGUGAAGACCGAGGGUGGUGUUAGUGGCUUUUUUUCUGGCCUGGGCAAAGGGCUUGUUGGCACAGUCACCAAGCCUGUGGCAGGAGCCCUGGACUUCGCUUCAGAAACAGCCCAGACUGUGCGUGACAUGGCCAGCCUCAGUAAUCACAGACUCAGCGUGCAGCGGGUGAGAAAGCCGCGAUGCUGUAAGGGCGCUCGGGGACUCCUGCCUCGUUUCUCUGCCACGCAGGCCGAUGGACAGGAGCAGCUCUUUCGUCUCACCGACAACAUCCACUCUGAAUUCUUCAUAGCCGUGGAGCCCAUUGAUACGUACUGCGUCCUCAUUUCCUCCAAAAUGGUGUACUUCCUGAAGCCAGGAGACUAUGUGGAACGUGAGGCCAUCUUCCUGGAAGUCAAGUACGAUGACCUCUAUCACUGCCUGGUCUCAAAGGAUCAUGGGAAGGUUUACAUACAGCUCACCAAGAAAGCAGAGAAUACCAGCAGUGGUGUGGCUAUCCCUGGACCCUCACACCAAAAGCCAAUGGUUCAUGUGAAGAGUGAAAGCCUAGCAAUUAAAAUCUCUCAAGAAAUUAAUUACGCCAAGAGCCUCUACUACGAGCAGCAGCUAAUGCUGCCACCCAAUGAAAAUGAAGAAUACCUAGAGCUGGAUUCUUAAAAGACCAAUCAGCGGGCAGGCAAGUUUGUUUGGGACAUGACUGGAAGUAACCAACCAGUGGUAAGGCCAUCCUGAAGGCAUCCAAUCAUGAGAGAGAACCCAGACAAAACACAGGAUCUCCAGAACAAUGGCCGGGGAGGGGCUGGAGGGGAUAAUGGCACCAUUUUUCAUCCCAAGUGUCAUUGUUUUUUCAAACUCUGUUUAGCUCUCUUGCACAGACUGAAUGCAAAAUCUGAGAAGCACAGCUGAAGAAGUUGAAAUCAAAGAUUAUGCAAAGAGUCUUAUUUUAUUGUAUUCUGUGUUUUGCAGCAGAAAGGGAGAUUGGGAAAGAGAUCAUAUAUAUUUUAUUUUACUAAACAUUGUUUAUAAGAUAAAGAUAUUAUAACACUAUCAGCUUUGUAAAUAUCUGUGAAAAAGUGAUGGAAAUAUGUAUGAAGUACUGGAAUUCAGGAAUGCUGUAUAAAGCUGCCUUUUGAUGUUUUUUUUUGGUGUACAGUCAAAGUGAGAUGAUUGGAGAUGUCAAAAUCAACUUCUUAUUGGGGAAAACAAAUAAUUGCACUGAUAUUGUACUGAUGUAUGUGGUAGAGCCUGUGCUAAGUGAUGCCACACUUCCUAGUGCUAGGAUAGGGUUUUUUUUUUUAGAAAUGAAGAAUCAGGCCAAAAUUGAACAAGACGUAGAUCAAUGAAAAAAUGUUUGUAGUCAUGCAGCAGGGGUAUGGUGGGAUGAGAUCACAGCCCAGGGACUAGGUAUCUGCCCUGUGCUGUCUGCUGGAAGCUCAUUUGCAGCUGGAACUUGCAAGUUCUUGACUGGGUUCCACAGAUUUUAGAACUCUUUCAUUUUUUGCCUUGGUUUUUUUUUAAUAAAGAAAACAUGCGAGGCAAUUUUUGUUCUGUUGCAGAGUGCUCUGCUGUUCUAGCAGAGUCUGUCUUUCCAAAAAGGUUUUCAAGAAUCAUAUUUUUACAUAGUCAUGCACCUUGUUCCUUAGACAUUGUAGAACAUGAAUGAAGUCACUUCUGUACCGUUUACUAAAGCUGUAGUAACUGCCACGAUAAAAGCAAUUCAGUGAUUAGCCUGAACCAAGAUCUGUUUUUUGUUGCCAGGAUAUAACUUGCAUUCUUUUUUAGACUUGAAUUUAGAGUUUUCCUGGUGACAUUUUCUGUGGCACAGUCUCACUCAUUUUUCUUUUAGCUGUUCUAGUCAAAGUCUCUUGAAUUAUGUAUUGUCGUGUUGACUCAAAAAACAAAAGAAACUGUACUGACAGCUUAGAAAAUGGUAUGAGGUCAUCUCUUGUCUGAUACUUCUAUUUCCUGGACAUUGAAGAAGACCAAAGUAAUUUCUCUUGUAUACAGUAUUGAAACACUACACUGUAUUUAGUUUAAUCCAACAAUAUUGAAUCCCAAUCUACAGCCCACAAAUACAAAGCAGUAUGAUGUUACAGCUUUAGUCAUCACGGUAUCUCUUAGAAAUGUACAUACCAGGUACUGUUCCCUUAAGAAAAAAACAAAACAAUGACAAUUUAGUGUUUCCCUAAUUAUGUUCACAAGAGCAGUCAGUGGUGUUAAGCAAACAUAAUUCUUUUUCUUUGUAAAAAAAGAAACGUGGUGGAAAUACCUUUGUGUUUCAGUAAUCUACACCAGCGUUUUUCAGUGUGCUGUUAUUACUGCUGGAACGGCAAAAGACUGACACCUCUGUCAGUUGUACUCCUUUAGCUGGGCGUCUUACAGGUCUUUGGCUUUGUGUGCAAAAAGACCACAUCAAGAAAAUGUAAAGUUCCAUGUUUCAGUCGUUGUUUUCAUUGUUGUUUUGUUUAAUGUGGCAAAUGACCAUGGCCUUGGUAAUGAUUGGGUUUGAAUUGAUUAUAAUUAAAAGGAUGAAACGGAGGCAACAUCUGGCAUCCACUUCAGUAGUAACAGGAAUUACAGAUGUUUUGCAAAACCUAAUGUGCAGCCCUGAAACCAUUAGCUCAGACUCUUUCGUAGGACCACAACAAUUAAAAAACGUUGCAUCUUGCCCAUUAACCGCUUAGGUUGAAUUGAGCUUACAGUUUGCUGGAAGGGGGGGGGGAAGCAUUGGGUUAGCUGGGGGCUAGUGGAAUUACGCAACAAAUGCAGAAACAGUUUAGCAAUAAAUAACAUGCUAGAGAUCACAGACAAUUUGACUUGUUUAAAAUCAUCCAAGUCCUGAUCUGUUGACUGAUGUCCCCCCCCAAAUUAAUGAUGAUGUGAAAUCCAUUGUGUAGAAGUUCCCCCCCCCCCACACUUUUCUCCUGCUGUUUUCUGCUGCAGCUUGUUUUCGUGUUCAUUCUGUGUGUGUUGGCUUCCUUGUCCCCAUACCAGCCUCCUACUAAAGAGGCUGUUUCACACAGUAAUUCAGUUACACGAUUCUUGCAGCCUACAUACUAAAAACUCCUUUGUAAAUAUUAAAGCAAACACAUACACUAAUUUCACUGGUUGGCUCACAGUGCACAACGCCUACAUUUUAAUCCUUCCUGCUAUAGGUAGAAUUACUUGGCAGUAAAAGAGAAGCAAUGUGCAUUGAGGCUUUGAAUUCUGAAGAGGCCAUUCAUUACUGCAUGCAAUUGCAAAACUAUUCUUUUAGGUGCAGGUUUUACUGUGAUCUGGUCUUCCAAUAGAGCAUAGUAAAAGAAAUGAACAAGUUUCAAUUAUCUGUUUUGAAGAUUGGUGUAUUUCUGUCACAUGUUUGCGUCAGCGCCUUGAUAGAGUGCAUUCUAACAUAAGCAAAGCAUCUGACACGAGGAGUUCUUCCAUCCUUUCUCUUAUAUAAUUUUUCUAAAUUUCUGCAAUCUGCUUAAUAUCGAUGCUUCUUCUGCAGCUGCUUAUUCCAUAGACCUGCUAUAGUAUAUAGUUUCUGACAGACAGAGAGAUGAGGCACAGGGCAAAGUACAGGGCCACACCAGACAAAAUGGAUGAACCCUUCAUUACUGGGUUAAGAUCUGAAUUACUGGUACUGAAUUACAUCCCCAAAUAACUUGCUCAGCAAUAGUAGUGGAGGUUUUGAAAGAAACCACAGUCUUUAUGGAAAGUCUUUCCUUGCAAACCCCUUAGAAACCGGAACAAAAAGCAGUUGAAGAGUAUCAUCCAGAUCGUGUAUCAUAGCAAAAAUUACUCAAGGAUCCAGUCACAAGUGCGAGUGAUGUCAAUUCCUAGUUCAAUUUUGUUUUAAAAAGCUUAGAAGUCAGAUCUUGCGGAAUUGGUAUGCAACAUGAGCUAUUGCAGUCACAAUCACUUUAAAAGUUGAUUUUUCCUUCUGAUGAUCAAAUAAGGAGGUCUAUCUUCGAAUAUUUAAAGUUCACUCAAUUUCUUGGCUGUUCUACAAAGUAAACAUUUAAAGAAACAUUGUCAAGUAGGCUACCCAUGUACUCACCUAAAAGAAAAAAGAUAGUGAUCGAUUCUGGUGCAAAGCUGAACUGCAGUUUCCUAGGAACAUACACUGUACUACUGUAUGUAGGCUUUAUUUGAACAGAAGUUUUACUUUGACGUUUGUCACUACUGAACCAUCCACCUUGUAUAGCUCAAACCACUGAUUUAAAUAAAUACAUUUUCUACUCUUAUCAAAUGUACAGACUAUAAAACUUAAUAAUAAAAUGAAGUAUUUAAAACUG
Lepisosteus oculatus (spotted gar) is the source of this 17368-nucleotide messenger RNA. RefSeq names its product vacuolar protein sorting 13 homolog D (gene vps13d). NCBI's taxonomy places the organism in Eukaryota, Metazoa, Chordata, Actinopteri, Semionotiformes, Lepisosteidae. Gene Ontology annotation, molecular function: protein binding. Gene Ontology annotation, biological process: mitochondrion organization; protein targeting to vacuole; protein retention in Golgi apparatus. Gene Ontology annotation, cellular component: extrinsic component of membrane. The record is from RefSeq and is a predicted model, not a curated record.